Brenthis ino (lesser marbled fritillary) is the source of this 1851-nucleotide messenger RNA. The record is from the annotation of a GenBank genome assembly. Lineage: Eukaryota; Metazoa; Arthropoda; Insecta; Lepidoptera; Nymphalidae.
AUGGAAAUAUUAUUUAGACCAAGCUUAUUUAACCGGCUUUUUCGAAAACCUCUAAGAAUUCCUGCUUAUAAAAGUAUGUCUAAUACGGUAAUGAAAGAAGAAUUCAGCCCGGAACUAUUAAAUUCUUUUAAUCGGGAUAUCAAAGCUGGUGGUGCUGUACCAGUAUUCAGGAGGGCCUUACUGUUCCCAAGCCGUAUUGCAUUGCAAGAUGAAUGUGGGUCUUACACUUAUGCCACCCUGUAUCAAGCAGCUGCUGCCCUCAGUAAAGAUAUUGCAGCAGAAUUAUUGGGUGAGAGAGAACGGACUAUAUCAUACAUGUGUGGCAAUGACGCAUCUCACGUAAUAGUGCAGUGGGCUAUAUGGAUGUCUGGUAACAUUGCCGUUCCCCUAACACCGAUCCAUCCUGAGGAAAUGCUCAAAUACUUCAUAGGUGACAGUGGAUCCAAUUUGAUCAUCUGCUCACAAGACUAUGAGAAAAUUCUCCGUCCCAUAGCCGAGAGCUUAUCCAAACCCUUGAUUACCACAACCAGAGCUGAUGAGAAGGUGGACCUGAACCCAGAAGCAUUGAAUGAAGUUGGUCAAUCGAAUACUUGGUAUGGCGACUCGGAUGCUAUGCUUAUUUAUACAAGUGGCACUACGAGCAAGCCCAAGGGAGUGGUCUGGACGCACAGCAUGCUCAGUCACCAGAUAUGCGCCCUUCACUCCGCCUGGCAGUACUCUGCUCAGGAUGUGGUGCUGCACACUCUCCCUCUGCAUCACAUUCAUGGACAGCUUAACUCCUUGAAUGCUACCCUCGCUGCUGGAGCCAGGAUCCGAAUGCUCCCAUCAUUCUCAUCUCCAACGGUAUGGGCUCGAUUGCUGAGCAGCGGAGACCGUGAGGAUCCACCCAUAAGGGUAUUCCAUGGUGUGCCAGCAAUGUAUACUCGCCUCGCCAAUGACUAUGAUAAGAUGUUCGAAGAUAACAAGACCAGGCUGUACGUGAGGAGCACACUGUCCAGGAUGAGGCUCAUGUGUGCUGGGUCUGCGCCCCUGCCUGAGGCCUUGUUUAAGAAAUGGGAGGAGAUAUCUGGUAUCAGGUUAUUGGAGCGCUACGGCAUGUCAGAAGUGGGUAUGGCACUCAGCAAUCCCUAUAGGCCGGUGGAGGGCAGGAUGGUAGGGUGCGUGGGGUUUCCCCUGCCGGGGGUCAACGCUGCACUAGCUGAGUCUUCGGAACAAGGGUUGAAGAAAAUUGUCACUGUUGAAUCUGAUAUGCCAGAUUUACAGGUAUCAUUAGAGAGAUUAGGUCUUUCAACGGAAAAAUUAGUAGAAGAUACAGACUGGAAAGUCACGGUCAAAGAGGUCGAGCCCAACGAGCAGGGGGUGUAUGAGGGAGAGCUUUUACUGAAGGGGCCUGCUGUGUUUACGAGAUAUUGGAACCGUGCACCAAAACCUGAUUCCGAAGACUUCACCCCCGAUGGCUGGUUCCGCACAGGAGAUGUGGCCGAGUUCUCUAAUGGAAAAUUUAAAAUUCUAGGCAGAAUUUCAGUGGACAUUAUAAAAACAGGCGGUUACAAAGUGAGUGCUUUACAAGUAGAGGCCGCCAUCUUGGAACACCCGAAUGUUCUAGACGUAGCUGUUGUAGGCAUAGUCGAUGAUAGUUUUGGAGAAAUUGUGGCGUGUGUAAUCGUUCUGAAGGAUAAAACGACCUUGACCUUAAAGGAGUUAAAGGAUGUAGCAGGAAAGAAAUUGGCUCCGUACCAACUGCCCAAAACGAUGUUGUUUUUAGACGAAAUGCCCCGAAAUGCUAUGGGUAAGUUAGACAAAAAGCUCAUCAAGCAAAAAUUCGGCGAUAAAUUGGUUUUAAAAAAGGCG